AAGAAAGUUCGACGGUCGCAUCGCAAAUCCCGCCUUGGAUGUACAAACUGCAAGGCGCGCAAAAUCAAGUGCGAUGAGCUCAAGCCUAUUUGCACCCAAUGCUUGCACCGUCCAGGUGAUUGCUCUUUUAUCAACUCACCGAGUCACGAUGGAGUAUCAAAAUCGAUGCGUACAAUCAGUACCUCAGUUCCAUCAGUCCAACCCGCCCAACCGGGGGAUCUAGUGUUCAUCUCAUCCUCCCAGUCGGGUUUUACGGUGCCUAAAAGAGCUCGUAAAAUUGAGGAACAACAAGCUCUCCAAUCUCUCUCCUCGGCUUCUAGUACGGCCAGUUCGAGCACCCCGACCUCAGGCAGUGACACGGCAUUAUUUCCAAGGCUGUUUGAGUUCAGCGCGAUUGAUAUGGCUCUAUUCCAUCAUUGCCUUUCAGCGGAGGACUUGAAAAACUACAUCCCUGAUGAGCUUAUCAGACUUGGGUUUUCGUCUCAUUUUGUAAUGCAUCUUCUUCUGGCCGUGUCUGGCUUUCAUCUGAACCGCAAGCUGGGAGUUAACCACAUAAGUCAAUUUCUUGGGCCAGAUGUCGACUUCUAUUUGGAGGCUGAGCGACAUCUGCAAGUCGCGAUCGCAACCGUUGCAACCGCACCUGGUCUUACCCAGGGUAACAGUCAAGCGCUUUAUGUCGCGUCUGUCUAUAUUUUCGUUUGUUCGCUUGCUAGAGGCCUUCACAACGACGAGUACUUAGCCUUUCGGGCUGAUAAUGAUAAGCCAAUCCUUUGUUUGUUUCUUGGCCUACGGACUAUUAUGGAAGACUGCAAUACGCGCGGUUUGGAUCCGGAGAUGUCAUCUGUGCACUCCGAUAUUCCAGAGAGUGAUGCUACGGACGCGCCUCCAGGCUACCAAGGGGGCGUUGUGGAAACUUACCAAAUCCACGACGCUUUAUAUGAGUAUUCAGAGCCACUUCAGAAUCUGCAGGCUCUCCUGUCCAGCAUCUUUCCACCGGGAAACCUUCGCAACUCCAGUUAUUGUUUCGUGUUCGAUUCACUUCAAUCGCGUUAUGAAUCUGUCCAUGGCGGAUCUACAUCGCCUUCGGGCGCGGAACUGUGGCCUUUAAUAUUCAGUUGGCUAUACACAUUGCCUGACUGCGUUGUGCGUGACAUGGAAGACAAGCAGCCCGUUGCCUUGCUAUUGUUGGCUUUUUUUGCAGUAUUGCUGGAUGAACUUGAUUCAGUUUGGUUUAUUCGUGGUUGGCCUCGGCACAUCGUACGAGGUGUAUACAAUCAAUUGAAAGAUGAUCACCGGGGUUUAAUCCAUUGGCCGCUCAGCCGCCUGGGACUGUCUUUCCUCAGUGCAUAA
This is a messenger RNA of Penicillium pulvis, 1350 nucleotides long. Its product is annotated as Zn(II)2Cys6 transcription factor domain-containing protein. Gene Ontology annotation, biological process: regulation of transcription by RNA polymerase II. NCBI's taxonomy places the organism in Eukaryota, Fungi, Ascomycota, Eurotiomycetes, Eurotiales, Aspergillaceae. Gene Ontology annotation, molecular function: DNA-binding transcription factor activity, RNA polymerase II-specific; zinc ion binding. The transcript is spliced from 2 exons. The record is from RefSeq and is a predicted model, not a curated record. The annotation marks the transcript as partial.